Molecule: messenger RNA, 336 nt
Organism: Striga asiatica
Lineage: Eukaryota; Viridiplantae; Streptophyta; Magnoliopsida; Lamiales; Orobanchaceae
Source: the annotation of a GenBank genome assembly
AUGGCCGGAAUAUUCAAGAUUUUGAAGGCGGUCGUGUGCAUUUUGGCGGUGGUCUCUUCGGCUGUCUCGGUGGAUGCAUUGGGUUGCACGCAAGUGGCCCAGUACUUGAGCCCAUGCAUCCCUUACGUGAUGGGCCAGGGCCCAAUUGGGAAUUGUUGUGGUGGGGUUAAAGGGCUUUAUUCGGCUGCCGGCACAAGUGCCGACAGGCAAGACGUGUGCAAGUGCUUGAAGUCAAUGGCAUCUAAUGUUGACCUCGACAAGGCCGCAAGUCUCCCUUCACAGUGUGGAGUCGACGUGCCUUACGAGAUCAGCCCUUCCACCGAUUGUGCAAAGUAA